Molecule: messenger RNA, 1141 nt
Organism: Hydra vulgaris (swiftwater hydra)
Lineage: Eukaryota; Metazoa; Cnidaria; Hydrozoa; Anthoathecata; Hydridae
Source: RefSeq, a predicted model, not a curated record
AGUUUCAGGUUUUCUUAAGUUUGGUACAUAAAGUGUAAAACCAAUCUUUAAUACAAUUUACACUAGGUGACCAGAAAUAACCUUUGGACAAGACGAAAAAUAAAAAUGGUUAUUAACAAAGAUUUAGUUUGUCAACUGCAAUUCAGAGAUUCAGCGAAAUACCCCAACAAUUCAUUUUUAAUUGUUAGUCAUGAAGUUAAUGUUAUUUUGACAUUAAUAUCAAACAUUGCAUUAAUUUUUGGACUAUACAACACAACCAGAAACAAAAAGUAUACUCGAAAUGAAAAACUCGUCAUGUUACUAUCCGUUACUGAUAUAAUAAAUACUUUGGUAGUUUCAACAUCACAAAUUAUAUUGCUUAAACGUGUUAAGUACUUUGGUUGCUUAGAGAUCUCAAUAAUAUUAUUUUUUCGAGUUUGGUUUCUAGGUGUGACCUGCUCUAUUUUUGUUAUGUUAUCAUGGGAAAGAUUUUUUACAGUUUUGUACAACAACAAAAUUUGCGGAUUUUUUAUAAAAGAUUCAUAUUCUAUUUGGUACUUUGUAUUUGUUGCUUUUGCUUCGUUUUUUGCUGGCGUGUGUUACGGAUUCAUCUACGCUACUUCUAACUUACAUCUACAGUUUAUACUAUACAUAGGAACUGGUAGUUUUACGCUUACUUUGCUGAUAAUGAUUGUUGUUGCAAAUGUUUUAAUGCUACUUGGAGUUAAAAAAAAACUAAGAAAUAGUUCGCUGGAACUUCAAAGAAACGUUGCAGUUGAAAACCACGUCACAAAAACUGUAAUAAUAACCUCCCUCGCCCAUGUGUUAUUUUUUUGCCCUUGCAUAGCUGUUCAGUAUUACAUGUCUUUUAUUUUUUCAAAAAAUGAUGCUUCUCUUAUUCCUCCAGCUCUUAAAAUACUAUUGUGGACCCUUGUACUUAGGAAAUCAAGCUCAUGGAUUAACGCAAUUAUUUAUACUUUUAGAAAUAGAAAAAUAUUAAAGUUAUACGUUUCUAAAAUAAAUUUAAUAUUCAGAAGUACCAGCGUUGGAAGUAGUCAAUAACAACGGUAAAACUAACUAAAAGUGAACUAAGCUUCCUAAAAUUUUCGCAACAGAGCAAAUAGUGGCAGUUUAAAACGUUAAUUUGGAAAAAAAACUUGUA